CAUCCGCAGCGGAGGCUGAGGCAGAGAGAGUUAGAGUGAGCAAACGGAAGCUUGAAGCGACAGUGUGCGAGCCUGAUUGAAAGCCGACCGGGGCUUUAAAGAAAGGAGCAGCAACUAGCCAUGUUGGCUUUUAUUUGCAAUCACUAGCCCUCGUGCUUCUGCUGCAUGCUGCAGCUUGCUUUGCGAAUGUUGCAGUGCAGGUCACCUCCUUCUCUUUUGGGAAAAAUGAGGAACCCCAGGGAGGUGUGAAUUUCUGGCACAAGUGCUCAGCACUGCGGCAUCUUGAUCCGAGCGAAGGAAUGUAGCAGAGAGGUUGGAGAAAGCCGAGAGGAUCAUCCAUCCAGACUUUGGUUCCCGACCAUCCGUCAGCCUGUGCGUGUCUCUCUUCCCUUCUUCUCCCUGUGCAUCUCUCCUGCUCUGUGUAUGGGAGGUGAGGCACUGGCAGGCUGUCAGUCAGCAUGCGGCGGUGUGAACGGGCAGCCCAGUGCCCACAACACGCUAUGGAUAUCAGACACUCCUCGCUGUACUAAUGAAAGGCUUCAAGCUCGCCUGCACUGCCAGUAACUCAAACAAGAGCACGCCCGCCUGCUCACCAGUCCUGCGUAAACGCUCGCGCUCUCCCACACCACAGAGCCAGGAGGGUGAGAACAUGGUGGAGAAGGGUUCAGACCACUCCUCUGACAAGUCCCCCUCCACGCCUGAGCAGGUUGUCCAGAGAACGUACUCUGUGCAGUCAGCACGAAGCGGGGGAAAGAACUCAAAGUCUCACAAGCGUCUUUCCAAAUAUGACAGGCUAAACCUGAUUAAAAAGAGCCAAAGCUGGUACAACCAUGAAAGACAACACAUCCUGAGAGUGCUGAGCCCGACAUACAAGCAGCGCAAUGAGGACUUUAGGAAACUCUUCAAGCAGCUCCCUGACACAGAGAGACUCAUUGUGGACUACUCCUGUGCUCUUCAGCGGGACAUCCUCCUGCAGGGACGACUCUACCUCUCUGAGAACUGGAUCUGUUUCUAUAGCAACAUCUUCCGCUGGGAAACGCUGCUGACGGUGCGGCUAAAGGACAUCUGCUCAAUGACAAAGGAGAAGACUGCCCGGCUCAUUCCCAAUGCCAUCCAGGUCUGCACGGACACUGAGAAGCACUUCUUCACCUCGUUCGGAGCCAGGGACAGGACGUACAUGAUGAUGUUUAGACUGUGGCAGAAUGCGCUGCUCGACAAGCCUCUGUGCCCCAAAGAGCUCUGGCACUUUGUUCAUCAGUGCUAUGGCAACGAGCUCGGCCUGACCAGUGACGACGAGGACUACGUUCCUCCCGAUGAUGACUUUAACACCAUGGGGUUCAGUGAGGAAAUUCCCAAUGAGGAGAACGAGAUCAACAAUGAUAACUUGUCCAAGAACAACGUAGAAGCCAAGCCUGAAGGGAGCCCUCCUCCUGUACAAAAGAAGCUCAUUCCAAACAGCACCAUCCCCACCCCUGGCAACCACGAUACCAUCACAUUUGACCUCCCAGCUGAGGAAUAUGCAGACUGCCUGCCAGAUGGUGAUCUGCUGGCUGUCCCUCUGGUGGUGGAGGAAAAGAAUGAGACCAGUGGGCCUGCUGGUCCUGUCCCAUCACCGUCACUGGACUUCAAUGACAAUGAAGACAUCCCCACUGAGCUCAGUGAUUCUUCAGAAACACACGACGAGGGAGAGGUACAAGCCUUCCAUGAGGAUCUCAAUGGCAGGCAGCAUAUCAAUGAGAUCUACAAGUUCAGUGUGGACAAGCUGUAUGACAUCCUUUUCACAGAGUCUCAGUUCAUGAGUGAUUUCAUGGAGCAGAGGCGAUUCUCAGAUAUAGUGUACCAUCCAUGGAAGAAGGAGGAAGAUGGGAACCAGACCAGAGAAAUCAUGUACACCAUCUCUCUGUCCAACCCCCUGGCUCCCAAAACAGCCACAGUCACUGAGACACAGACUCUAUACAAAGCCAGUCAGGAGAGUGAGUGUUACAUCAUUGAUGCUGAGGUCAUCACACACGACGUCCCCUAUCAUGACUACUUCUACACUCUCAACCGCUACAUGCUCACGAGGGUGGCCAAGAACAAGUGUCGGUUACGGAUAUCAACAGAGCUGCGUUACAGGAAACAGCCAUGGGGGCUGGUAAAAGGCUUCAUAGAGAAGAACUUCUGGAGUGGGCUUGAAGAAAACUUCCGCCAUCUUGAGUUGGAGCUAUCCAAACUGGAGGAGAUACUCAUGGAGACUCACCAGCUGUCUCCAAAGGCAAAAGUGGUGAAGAACUCCACAGUGAGGCGCAAGAAGAGGCCGCUUCCCCACAUGCGCAGCCAGCAUCUGGAUGAGGCCCUCAGCCCCGUUACCACGCCGACAGAUGAAGAAGUGAUCCAGAGGAUCAAACACGUGGCCGGCUCCACGCAAACGAGACACCAGAGUCCAGAACACCUGCCCGGAGGCUUCGCUCUGUACAGCGUCUCCAAACUGCUGCUCAUCAUCAGCUUUGUGAUCUGUCUCAGCCUGGUCCUGCUUGUGUUCCUCAACAUGAUGCUUUUCUACAAACUGUGGAUGCUGGAGUACUCUGCGCAGUCCUUAACAACCUGGCAAGGUCUGCGGUUUCAUGAAAGUAAACUGCCUCAGACGCAGAUGGAGUGGGCCCAACUCCUGGAGGCACAGCAGCGGUACCACGAUGCUGAGCUGCAAAAGUGGAGGGAGAUUAUCAAGUCAUCCGUAGUGCUGCUGGACCAGAUGAAAGACUCUUUAUUGAACCUCCAGAGAGGCAUUGGUUUAAGGGACUACACCUCUGAAACUGAGGAGAAGCGGAGUCGCUAUCACUGACACACUACCAUCAGGCCAUGAGGGCAUGCUGUGCAAUACGGGACCUGUUUUCUUUUUGAACCAGUAUGCCGUCAGCGGGGGGUGGUGGGACCAAUAGUGAGCGGAUCCAUGGACAUAAAGAGAGGAACAGUCAUCUCUAGCAUACGGAAGUUAAAACCACCCCCAGAGGACGAAACCACGGACAGAAAGGGUCACGAUCACACACAGGAAUCGAGGUAUCCCCAACUAGAGGAGGUGCAAGACUUGCUUCCUCUAAACACCUUGGGGAUAACCGUUUCCUUCUACUCUCUUUAUUUCCAAGUGCAUCCUACUGUAAGCCAUGUGAGCCAGGAGCGUGGCGGAGAGAGCGAAGGAAAACUACUGCAUGCAUUUAGACAACCUAUCUCCCCUCAGUCAGUGUUAAUGUGGUCCAGUUCCAGUCUAUGUGUGUCUGAAAAAAGAACAGAAGAAGAGGAGAGAUUGAGUCAAAGAAAAGGGGAGGGGGAUCCUUUUGAGUCUUAAUGGCUUUCUACACUCUCCGACUGUUCCAAAUCAAUCGUACCCUAGAGGUCCUCGCUGCAGCGUCCCUUCAGUAAACCUCCAGGUGAUCAGAGGACAGGUUCACUCCACGAGAAAAGACGUAUUGUAGCUGGGAGAUCAGCUUCACUGAUCAGCCCUUAUUGCCUUGUUUGAGCCUGGACUGUGUGGUUUCUGUCCGGGCUGGUUCCCUGACAUACCGAUGAGUAGAGCGUAAGAUUGAUAAGAUGCGAUUCGCAGGCUCGGUUUCUCCUGUCACAGUGUUACCUACCUUAUGUCGCAUUAUUUCUCAUCCUUCUGAUGAAGUCGAAUGUAUUAGUCUGGGGGAAAAAAAGAAAAAAAAAAGGCUGGACUUUGAUCACAACUUGAUAAACUUUGAAACGGGGACGCUGCAGCUAGACCGACCAGUAGGGAGUCCUGUGUUCUUACAUGUUUUAUUACUAAACUGUGAUUAUAUCUCUUUGAAAAUGUUUCAGAUUGGAAAGAGGUCAUGAAUAUAUUUGAAAUAUAUAAGAAUAUUUCAUUAUUUAAUAAUAUAUAUAUAUAUAUAUUUCAAAAUAUAUAAAAAACAUUACCUAUAUUUAUUGUUAAUUUAUGUACAUACAGAAAUGAUCAGAGCUCUAGACCAGUUAAAGAAUUUCUAACAAAAAGUGUUUUCUUCUAAAGAUGCAUGCCAGAUAUGUCUGUGACAUGUCCAGUGUGCAAGUAUGAUUCUUCAUUCGCGCGAUUAUGUUCGCGCACCUGAGCGUGUAUACGUGUACGUGUGUGUGUGUGAUUAUGUGUGCACAAGUGUGUGUGCAGGAAUUUUUACCAUUCCACAUGUCAAUGUUUCUUUUCUGGCUCUUCCAGCUGGACUGCCUUUUUUUUCUUUUUUUUUUAAUGCUGAUGUGUUUGGAUGCUGCCUUGCAUUAGUCCCACCAGGGUGCACCUGCACAUUUGAAGAGUUUUGUUCCAAAAUGAUGUAUCAGACAGCUGGAAACAGCCACGAUCGAUUGGUUAGGUAGUGUCACAUGCACAUUUGGCUAAGAAGCUAAACGAUGCCUGGCUCGACCGCAGGAGGAAACAGCAUCUGUUUAAACCUUUGAGGUUGUGUCAGUAAGAGCAUCUCGCUUAAAAUCAAAAAUAACUGGAGCUACCUUUCUAAAUAAGGGCAGGAAAAAAAAACUUAAAAUAAAUUUUUUGCAGAUUGCAAAAAUGAAAUGGAUACAUGCUAUUUUGGAAAUAAACCCUUCGUGCACCCUGUGAGCAACUCUUCUGUUCGGUUCACCACUUUAGCGGCCGCUGUUUGCUAAACAGGAAGAGGUUUUGGCAUUUUAGGAAAUCUGCACAUUUGCUGUCUUUUCGUAAGGUUGGAUGAUAUGAUUGGAUGCUACUGUCACAUGUGUAAAAGCAAGCAAGUAAAUAAGAAACAAAGAGAAAUUAAGCCUGACAGUUUUUGUUCAUUCUUUGUAAGUUUAGAUCUACCUUCAUAUUUGGCAUCGUGGUAGGAUCUUUUCAUCUUACUCUCAGUAAAAAAAAAAAUUAAAAAGUGAGAGCAUAAGCACAUUCCUCAAAAUCGAAACCUCUUCCUUUAAAAAUACCUGCGUUAACUCAAAAUGUACUCUACCUUUCCCCAUUUCAAGUGUCUGUCUUGGAUGCAGUGAAAGCAUGAGAAUUAACUUUAUGCAACUAAAUUGAACCAAAAGAAAGUAGAAAUGUACUUUCACAGAGGACGUAUUGUUUUAAAUUAAGUAUUUAUCAUGUAUGUCAUAUAUAUAUAUCUAUAUAUAUAGAUAUAUAUAUAUACAUAUACACACACGCACACAGGUGUUAGUAUGGUGGUUUACUCAUUCACCUAAUGUGAUCCCCAGGUUUGAUCCCAGAAUGAUGCACAAAUCCCUAUUUGGGGUUGCAUCAGGAACGGCACCCGGUGUAAAAAAAUAAAUAAAUAAAAUUUAUCUGCUGAAUCAAACACACGGAGCUGCCCGCUAUGGCAACCCCUUGUGAAUAAGGGAGCAGCUGAAAGCAGCUAUAUAAAAAGCAGUGUUACGUUUGCUGAGGCCUCGCCCCGAACUUAGCCUGGCACACCUUCUCGUCCAUUUUCUGGAGCAAAGAUGGGAUGAGCGAUCAGUAUGAGGGCAAGCAGAUAACUUUACUGUGGCGUGUUAUCGACCGACAUAUUGAGCGCGUUCCAUUUGAAGAAGGCACAGUGACGAUAACACACAGAAACCUUAAGACGUGAAUGUGAGUGGUUUUGAGAUGUUUUCUGUUUUAUAGAAAUCACCUUCACAAUCCCGAAGGCACUGAACGAUUAUAGUGAAGUUAUGCUUUGUGUGUAUGACGGUGCGAAUACAUGGAAAUGUAACUGAAAUGCUUUAAGAGUUUGUUUUCAAGUGUAGUGAGUAGAUUUUUUUCUUCUUCUUCGUUUUCAGAUGCUUCUGUAGUAAAUGCUUGAUUGAGAUGGUUUCACUGACACGUUUUCACCGUCACGGCUGAGUGAAGCAGUUAAUGUCACCUCAGUCCAAGUCAGACGCUCGAUCGGACUUUUGAGGAAGCUGUUGCAACAGCAAACUAAAGUUUUAUUUCACAAAUCUGAGCAGUUAUGCAAAUUUACUUCUUGUUUUUCUUUUUCUUCAGAACUCUGUUUCUCAUUUUUACCAGCAAAUUAAACAAAUUAUGUUUCAUUCUAUAGCAAUCAACACUUACUUCUUUUUUUUCUGUCCAUUUGCUUUCACUCUUUCUCUCCUAGCAUGCACUCACGCAGUUAAUCUGUGUUAAUCGAAUGAUUGUAUGGUUGCUAUCGCUGCACAACUGUGGAACCAAGGUGAUCCGGGAGAUUUUGUCACUGACAGCAGAUGGAGUUUCUGUACGUGCUUUGUUAACUGUAUCCAUUGGGCAUUUGCCUAGAGGCAACAGAGCUACCCUUGCAACACAGUGCUGACUAACAGCCUUGGUUAACACACAGUAGGAAUCACACGCAACCUCCUGAAAACGACCACUGAUUAAAACUCAUGCUCUUCUUCGAGUGUGUCUUGAUAAAACAUGUACUGUGUAGUUCUGUUCAAAGAGAAUUCUGCUGUAUGUUUUUUUAAAGGUUUUGAUCUCUAGACUUUUAGUGAAAUUUCUACAUGAGAUGAAUAUGCUGUAUGUAUAUGUUGUGUAUAUCUGCAGUGUGCACACACGCACACUGUCAAAAGAAUCCGACCUGCGCUGCGCGUAGGUUUUGACUUGCUGAUGACUUUUGCCUCAUAGAGACGGGAGAUAAAAGUGGCUUUCUGGUUCAUGUGAAGUAGAGGUUGGAAGUUUGAAUAAAGAAAAAUACUAA
Pelmatolapia mariae (spotted tilapia) is the source of this 6641-nucleotide messenger RNA. RefSeq names its product protein Aster-B-like. Gene Ontology annotation, cellular component: plasma membrane; endoplasmic reticulum-plasma membrane contact site; endoplasmic reticulum membrane. The record is from RefSeq and is a predicted model, not a curated record. Gene Ontology annotation, biological process: intracellular sterol transport. The transcript has 22 exons. NCBI's taxonomy places the organism in Eukaryota, Metazoa, Chordata, Actinopteri, Cichliformes, Cichlidae. Bases 530 to 2821 code for a protein of 763 amino acids. Gene Ontology annotation, molecular function: cholesterol transfer activity; cholesterol binding.